AUGGGCAGCAGCAGCAAGGCUGGCGUUGGAGCCAGCGCCAGCAGCAGCGGCAGUGGCGGGGCCAGCGGCGGCGGGGUCGGCGGUGUUGGCAGGGGGAGUGUGGGCAAGCUCGCCAAGGAGCCCCUUGUGGAUCUGUCUGGAGACCUGACGGCUGGGGGCAUGGGCACUGAGAAGCUGCUGGGCGGCGGGGAGUCGCAGCAGGAGGAGGAGGACGACGACUGCUGCGCCACCUGCUUGGAGAUGUACACACAAAGCAACCCUCGGAUUUGGACGCAGUGCGGCCACCACUUUCAUAUGCAGUGCAUCUAUGAGUGGCUGGAGCGCAAGGAGACCUGCCCCCUGUGCGAGUCGGAGAUUCGUUUCGAGGAGUUGUGA
Molecule: messenger RNA, 375 nt
Organism: Monoraphidium neglectum
Lineage: Eukaryota; Viridiplantae; Chlorophyta; Chlorophyceae; Sphaeropleales; Selenastraceae
Product: E3 ubiquitin-protein ligase
Exons: 2
Coding region: 1-375 (124 amino acids)
Molecular function (GO): zinc ion binding; ubiquitin-protein transferase activity
Source: RefSeq, a predicted model, not a curated record